GGCGCCAAUGUCAGUUUUGCUCGUCGCGCGCCAAAUUAAUUUUAGAAUAUGGAUACGUCAAUGGAGGAUUUGUUUUCUGAUUGCGAUAAAUCUACUGCUCCGGUUGACUCAGAGAAGAAGAAAGAAAAUACAGAGAAACAAAAACCAGUUGUAUCCAUAACUGAGACAUUAAGAAAUGAGACUAUCAAAAUUGAGGGUACCUAUCAAACCGCUGCACAAAGUUUACAAUUAACUAUUGAAUUACUGAAAGAUUCUGUAUCUACUGGAUGUAUAAAUCUUGAAAUUCAUUAUCCCACAGCUGACAACAACAAAAUCAAUACGCAAACUUUACCUAUUCAUAUUUGUAUCCUAUGCGAGCAGAAGACUUUUAUCAAUAUACUUAGCCAUUAUUCACGAAGUAGUGCUGGUUUAGUGUCUUCUGAUUUCUCUACCUCCUUUACCUAUUCAUCAAUAUUUCCUUGUUCGAAACGCUUUAUAAACAUUCUCUGCAAUAUUGUUGAAGAAGACUCAGUGUCGACUCCUGAUUUAAUACGGCUGUUUAGUCUACCAAAUGGAAUAGUCUAUGCAAUAUGGUAUUCAGAGGUUACAAAACAGUUACACUGUUCAAUCGCCUUUCUACUAUCUACUUGUCAAUCAUCAAUUGUCACUUGGGCUUUUAUAUAUAACCCUGUAAAUAAAUCAAUAUCCUCCUCGUAUACUACAUCUGGAGGUAAUUCUUCAGCACAAAAUGAAAAGAAUACUGUCAAUGAUCUGCUAAUUGGUUUAACAAAAGAUGGUCAAGGUGUAGGCGUCUGGUUUGAUUCAGCCUGUAUUGAUUGUGAAAAGAAGAACUUAAACAUCACUGAAUUCAAUUUACCUAAACCGCCUGAUCCAAUUACUAAGUGUCGUACACAAGCAUCCUGGUUACAUAUUAUCACUCAAAGUGGACAUUUAAUAUCGGUACACUUUAGUUUACAAUUACCGUCGACGACGAUGACGAGGACAAUGCCAACAACCGUUUGUGAUGAUUUCAAUAACACCAGCAACAGUAAAUCAACAAAAUGGAGAUUAAUUUGUCAACCAACUAAUUUCCCCCGUUUGCCAAUUCAUUUAGCUCCUGUGGAUAGUGUAGACCAGUGGAUAAAAUCGUGUCCAAGAUGGCGUGAUCUUCGUAUUUGUGGUUUUAGUCGUUUGCCUGAUGGUCAUUUAGGUUGUGUUAAUUCCAAUGGAUAUAAAACACGUUUAAUAGAUGUCGUAAGUAAAGCAGAAAAUUCUUUUCAAAUAGCUGAUAUACACAAUGAAGAAAGUCAACAACUCUUUGCCAGUUUGGUAAAAACUCAACAUGAAAUGAAAAUAUACAUAGCAUGUUUAUAUCUCUUAUUGAAUUAUAUGAAUAAUGAGAAUUGUCAGGCUCCUUCUACACCUCUCUUAGAUUGUAAUAUCUAUUUAACUCAUAUGAUGACGAGAGGUCAUGAUGAUGAUGAUGAAUAUCAAUCGAAUCCAUCGUCAUUGGAUUUAAUUGUUGACAUAUCUAUGCUGAAUGCAAUCACUGAUGUCAACAUUGAUGACUUAUUCCAGUCUGACGUGACUAAAAUCACUCCAGAGAAUUUAGCUUCCAUGAUAUUGUUCGAGUCAGAGACAAAGGACAAGAAAAAGAACCAAAUGAUUUCAGAAUAUCUUCAACAAUAUUUAUAUAUUGUUUUUACAAUUGAUAUUGUUAAAGAUGAUUGUGAAUUGUCAGCUGUGUCAUCACCGUCGUCAACGCUCAAAGAUUCUGCCUCAGAUGAAGACAUCGAUGUAAUCAAUGAUUCUUUUAUUUACACACAUAAAGAACCGUGGUUUGGUGAUCGGAAAAAUACAUCCUCUCCCAGGUGUCGGCGUUUUAAAUUGCCGCACAAAUGGAUGCAAAUAUUUCAUGUACCAAACAAUUCAUCAGAAAGCUUGUUACCACCACCACCACCUAUAACUCACAAUAAUAUUUGUUUUAAAGUACAAGUUCAACUGGAAUUUCAAUCACCAAUGUUACCGUCUAUCCGUUUUGAACAAUCCAAUUCACCAAGGAUAUUUCAUACACGUGAAUUCCAUAAUAGUUCACCAAUUAUAGUUAAUAUUGGCUCUCGUUUAUUUGAUUGGAUACAUCUACUUUAUGAACAAAGGAGACGCAAUAUACUUAAAACUCCUGUGGAAUUGACAAAAUCAACACCUAUUAUGCAUAUUAAUGUAACUGAUUCAGUUUUAAAGUCAAUAAUAUCAGAUGCUUUAAAACUGUCGUCGUUGUCGUCAUCAUCUUCAUCAAAGAGUCGAGAUGAUUUUCUCAAAUCGAUUAUCACAAAUGAUCAUUGUCUACUCUACAGCUGUUUAACAAAACAAUCUGUUCAACUUCAAUGGUCUGUAUACUUAGAUUUAGAUAAUUCUGUUAUUGAUAAUGAAGAUAAUGAUAAUAACAUUAACACUACGACUACGACUACUUCUACUAAUAAUAAUACUAUCACUGGAAGUAGUAUAUGGUGUUGUACAAUAUCUUCAAAUUGUUUAAAAACUUUAUGGUUGACUUAUAAAGCUAUUGAAUUACGUCAACAAAUAUCAAAACAGAAUAAUCCAAUGGAAACUUUAAAACCAAGUGUUGAGCAACUUCGACUGGAAUGCUGUAUUUUAAAGAAAUUAUUAACCUCGCUGAAAAAUUUUAAAUCAGAUAGUGAGAAUUUGUUAACAUCAACAUCGUCGUCAUCUUCAUUAUCACAAGAAGAGAAAAUGAUGAUGAACUUUCUACUGGAUUCUUUUUCAAUUCUUCGGAAAACAGCCUCCUCUAGUUUAUUGUAUAGUAAUAAAAAAUCGUCGAUAUAA
Messenger RNA from Trichobilharzia regenti, 2823 nucleotides. Lineage: Eukaryota; Metazoa; Platyhelminthes; Trematoda; Strigeidida; Schistosomatidae. The record is from the annotation of a GenBank genome assembly.